AUGAACCGUGUGGCCGCCGUCUCCACUCACGUCUCGGGUGGUCCUCCAAACAACUACAGGGAUGAGAAGAGGCCUGAUGACGUAGUCAUCUGCGCUGCCUUGAGGACCCCACUCUGCAAGGCCAAGAGAGGAUCCUUUCGUACGACUUCGGUGGAGGAUAUGAUGUGCCCAGUGAUGAAAGCUGUUCUUGAGAGGACUGGUGUAGACCCGAAGACCAUCGGGGAUGUCCAAAUGGGCAACGUGCUGCAGUCUGGUUCGGGUGUAGUCCCGGCUCGCAUGGCUGCUCUGAUGGCUGGCAUCCCGGUCGAGGUUCCAACAGUUUCAAUUAACCGUCAGUGUUCGAGUGGCCUCCAGGCAGUAGCUAACAUAGCUUCUGAUAUCAAAGCCGGCUAUAUCAAAGUUGGGCUUGCUGGUGGUGUUGAAAGCAUGAGCAUGUAA
Molecule: messenger RNA, 438 nt
Organism: Perkinsus marinus ATCC 50983
Lineage: Eukaryota; Perkinsozoa; Perkinsida; Perkinsidae
Product: Acetyl-CoA acetyltransferase, putative
Exons: 3
Coding region: 1-438 (145 amino acids)
Biological process (GO): fatty acid beta-oxidation; phenylacetate catabolic process
Cellular component (GO): peroxisome
Molecular function (GO): acetyl-CoA C-acyltransferase activity
Source: RefSeq, a predicted model, not a curated record